This is a messenger RNA of Sclerotinia sclerotiorum 1980 UF-70, 1272 nucleotides long. RefSeq lists its product as hypothetical. The transcript has 3 exons. Lineage: Eukaryota; Fungi; Ascomycota; Leotiomycetes; Helotiales; Sclerotiniaceae. The record is from RefSeq and is a predicted model, not a curated record. The coding region runs from base 1 to 1272 and encodes 423 amino acids. Gene Ontology annotation, molecular function: O-methyltransferase activity.
AUGGAGGGUUCUCUCGAUAAUCUUGUAGCCCGUAUUGCUACCAGUGCAAAAGUUCUCAGCUCAUCCACUCCAGCCUCUAAAGCUCAUUUAAGCACUAAUGAUCCAGUUGAUGAUUCACAAAAUGAGCUGGCUCAAAAGGCGAGACAGGAUAUCUCAUAUGCUGCUCGGGAGAUCUUACUUUUAGUCAGCGAGCCCAAUGACUAUCUUGAACAGCAUCAAGUAAAUUAUCAGCAACUCUCUUGUCUCAAAUGGCUCUUGCACUUCAAUAUACUCAACCACAUACCACUCGACGAGCCCGUACUCUUCAGCACUGUCGCCGAGUCCGCAAAUGUUCCCCUUAGCAGACUUAAAAGUGUCGCCCGCAUGGCCAUCACGGGCGGCAUGCUCUCGGAGCCUCAACCAAAUUACCUUGCCCAUAGCCGUAUUUCAGCACAAUUCGUAACAAACAGUAAUUUUAUUGAUUGGGCCAAGUUCAUGACACAGUACUCUGCACCUACAGCAGAAAAGUUUACAGAAGCGACUGCUCGCUGGGGUGACACUUCUGAGAAGAAUCAAACAGCUUAUAAUGUAGCGUUUGGUACAGAUUUACCUUUCUUUGCGCAUCUGGCUCAGUCUCAAGAUAUGUCGGCUACUUUUGCAGCUUAUAUGCGUAGUUUGAACAAUAGCCAGGGAAUCGCUUUGAAGCAUAUCUUGGGCGGCUUUGACUGGGGUUCCCUUGGAAAAGCAAACAUUGUAGAUGUCGGCGGCUCAACAGGACAAGCUAGCAUCCUCCUCGCAACACACUUCCCAGAAUUUUCAUUCCUAGUCCAAGACCUCACAGAGACUAUCGCCAACGCCCCCGGCGUCAUAUCCAGCCUCGACACCAACAUAAAAUCACGCAUCAAUUUCUCCGCUCAUGAUUUCCGGACUCCGCAACCCGACUCCGUAGCACAAAAUACAGACAUCUUUUUCCUCCGCAAAAUUAUUCACGAUUGGCCUGCAGGAGAUGCUCGGAUCAUUCUCUCACAUCUCUCUCAAGCCCUGCAAAAGCCUGGGGCUCGUAUCGUUAUUAUGGAUACAAUACUUCCGGAGCCGGGGAGUGUACCGGCUUCGGAGGAGGGGGCUCUUCGAGUGAGGGAUUUAACGAUGGCGCAGAGUUUUAAUAGUGGGGAGAGGGAAUUGAGUGAGUGGGUGGAGUUGUUUGAGAGUUCGACGCCGAGGUUGAAGUUGAGGGAGUGGAAGAAACCUCAGGGAAGUGUGAUGAGUAUUAUGGUUGUUGUGAGAGAUGAAUAG